UACUAUACUACCCUUUUUGUAUAUGUCUGUAAAACCCUCUUUCCUUAUUGUUUGGGCCCAACCAAGGUAGGUUGUUCUUUUUAGAUCUUCGCUUCGCCGUCGCUUCUCACCACCGCUUUAACAACCCAAUGGCCACUCAAGCUGCUGCUGCUGCUGCUGCCUCUUUCAAUGGCAACCUUAAGAAAGCUGUGGCAGGUAUCAAGCGUAUCAAUCUCGACGGUCUUCGUUGGCGUGUUUUUGAUGCCAAAGGCCAGGUUCUCGGUAGACUUGCCUCUCAGAUCUCUACUGUCCUUCAAGCCAAAGAUAAGCCUACUUAUUGUCCUAACCGCGAUGAUGGCGAUAUUUGUAUUGUCCUCAAUGCUAACGAUAUCGGCAUCACCGGUAGAAAGCUCACCGACAAGUUCUACCGCUGGCAUACUGGGUACGUUGGACACCUGAAAGAACGGAGUCUCAAAGAUCAGAUGGCCAAAGACCCCACCGAGGUCAUCCGUAAGGCUGUCUGGCGCAUGCUUCCUACUAACAACUUGCGUGAUGACAGAGAUCGGAAGCUGAGGAUCUUUGAAGGCAAUGAGCAUCCUUUUGGGGACAAGCCACUCGAGCCUUUCGUCAUGCCUCCUCGUACCGUGAGAGAGAUGCGACCCCGCGCUAGACGUGCUAUGAUCCGUGCCCAGAAGAAGGCUGAGCUGGCAGAAAAUGGUGGAACUGAGGUUAAGAAAGGCAAGAAGAGGACUCCCUCUCAACUAACUACUGCCUAGAAGAAAAGCUUCAGCCAGCAACUUAGUAAUGUGAUUCGUGUCUUUAUAUAAUAGGCGGCAGGCGUGGAUCUUGUUUCUGGAUGCCACACAAUAAUAUACUCUCGUUUCUGUUUAUCUUCCCCUUUUCUUCCAUUUCACACCCUGUGCCCCUGCUCGAUUACACAAGUGUCGCUAGCAGGCUUUUUUUUCUCUCGGUCGUCUUCGUCGUUUGUUUGUUAAUCAUCCAAAUUUUUAUUUUUAUAUGAUUGCAAUGUUUGCUUA
Messenger RNA from Raphanus sativus (radish), 1016 nucleotides. RefSeq lists its product as uncharacterized. NCBI's taxonomy places the organism in Eukaryota, Viridiplantae, Streptophyta, Magnoliopsida, Brassicales, Brassicaceae. Bases 129 to 755 code for a protein of 208 amino acids. Gene Ontology annotation, molecular function: structural constituent of ribosome; mRNA binding. The record is from RefSeq and is a predicted model, not a curated record. Gene Ontology annotation, biological process: negative regulation of translation; translation. The transcript has 5 exons. Gene Ontology annotation, cellular component: ribosome; mitochondrial large ribosomal subunit.